GUUUCCCGGGAAAGAUAACCGCAACUUGUGAAAGAAGGAAAACCUCUCUUCUCUGACUGUCUUGUCUACGUUCAAAUCUCUGUUAAUCCAUGUUUUCUCAAAGAACUCUCUAAUCUGAGAUAAAGUCGCAAGUUUUCCUCGCCGAAACGCAAAAAAGGGUUUGUUUAUCGUCCUCACGAAAAGGAUUUUUUUUUUUUUUUUUUUUAUGGAAGAUCCCGCGAUUCAAAGAUUUCCCAGUCAACCUGCUCCCGGAACCCCAACUCCAUCUUCUUCAUCUUCGCAGCUGAAUCUAGCUCCGACGAUGUCCGACGAGGACUCAGCCCGUUCGCGCUACAUCGAACGCCUAAUCAACGCCAACCACCACCCAUCGCCGUCGAGGACGAUCUACUCCGAUAGGUUUAUUCCCACCAGAACCGGCUCCAACUUCGGGCUCUUCCACCUCCCAGCGCCGCGACAGUCCAGCUCUUCCGAGGGCCGCGAGGAUAGCUCCACCAGCGUCUAUUCUACGCUCCUUCGCACGGUUCUCUUCGGCCCUGAAUCUAGCGUCGUCUCGCCGGUUACGCCCGAGAAGAGGAGCGACUGGAUGAACCCCCCCAGCCGGAAUAUUUUCCGUUACAAGACGGAUACCUGCCAGGCUUUGCAUUCCCUUUUUCCAUUUGGGUCUGACGAUGCAAUGCCCGGGGUUAAUCAUAGCCCGGUAAAGGCUCCAAGGAAGAUCCCACGGUCGCCGUAUAAGGUUUUAGACGCGCCAGCUUUGCAAGAUGACUUUUAUCUAAAUCUGGUGGAUUGGUCUGCGCAUAACGUCUUGGCGGUGGGAUUGGGAAACUGCGUUUACUUGUGGAAUGCUUGUAGUAGCAAGGUAACCAAGUUGUGUGACUUGGGAGUCGACGACAGUGUCUGUUCGGUAGGGUGGGCUCAGCGCGGUACACAUCUUGCUGUUGGUACCAGCAAUGGAAAAGUUCAGAUUUGGGAUGCAUCUCGGUGUAAAAGGGUAAGAACUAUGGAGGGUCAUCGACUCCGUGUCGGGGCCUUAGCUUGGAGUUCAUCUCUUUUGUCUUCUGGUGGCCGGGACAAGAGUAUUUUUCAACGAGAUAUACGUGCUCAGGAAGAUUUUGUUAGUAAACUCUCUGGACACAAGUCAGAGGUUUGUGGACUAAAGUGGUCUUAUGAUAAUCGUGAAUUAGCAUCUGGAGGCAAUGAUAACAGACUUUUUGUUUGGAAUCAAAAUUCAACUCAGCCUGUGCUGAAAUACUGUGAGCAUACAGCAGCAGUUAAAGCUAUUGCAUGGUCUCCCCAUGUUAAUGGACUUCUUGCAUCAGGGGGAGGAACUGCAGACCGAUGUAUUCGUUUCUGGAAUACAACCACAAAUUCACACUUGAGUUGCAUGGACACUGGAAGUCAGGUAUGCAAUCUUGUUUGGUCCAAGAAUGUCAAUGAACUUGUCAGCACCCAUGGAUACUCCCAAAAUCAGAUAAUAGUUUGGAGAUAUCCUGCCAUGUCAAAGUUGGCAACUCUUACGGGCCAUACAUUUCGAGUUCUCUAUCUUGCCAUCUCACCUGACGGACAGACCAUUGUCACAGGAGCUGGAGAUGAAACGCUUAGGUUUUGGAAUGUGUUCCCCUCCGCUAAAUCACAGAACACAGACAGCGAGAUUGGAGCAUCAUUUCUGGGAAGAACUACAAUUCGAUAAUCAUCGCCGACAUUUGGCUUAAGGGAAAUAAUUCGAUUGUUUAUACCAUGGAUUGACAUCUCUGUCAAUGGGGAAUAAGACAUUAUAUAUUCCUCGGGUUCAAAAUUUAUUUUGUGCUAAGAGAGACUCAAGUUGGUCUGCUUGACCCAACCCACAAUAUGCAGAGAACUUGCAAGGACCUAACAAUGCUAGGAUGGGAGUUGGAAGUGAUGGAACCCCUGAUUUUGGACAUCUUUUUCACACGAGCAGUGAAUUUUUUUUUUUUUUUCUUUUUGUUGCUGGAGGAGGUGUUAAACAAUUAUUUUAACAGCUCCGUUGUAUAUUUGAAAAGGAAGAAUACUAGCAUGGUCUGACCAUGGCAUGCUUCUGUAAUAUAUGUAAAUGACUAUCAUUUUCUUU
Messenger RNA from Juglans regia (Persian walnut), 2089 nucleotides. RefSeq names its product protein FIZZY-RELATED 2-like. The record is from RefSeq and is a predicted model, not a curated record. The transcript has 10 exons. NCBI's taxonomy places the organism in Eukaryota, Viridiplantae, Streptophyta, Magnoliopsida, Fagales, Juglandaceae. Bases 206 to 1690 code for a protein of 494 amino acids. Gene Ontology annotation, biological process: positive regulation of ubiquitin protein ligase activity; positive regulation of anaphase-promoting complex-dependent catabolic process; anaphase-promoting complex-dependent catabolic process. Gene Ontology annotation, cellular component: anaphase-promoting complex. Gene Ontology annotation, molecular function: protein binding; anaphase-promoting complex binding; ubiquitin ligase activator activity.